Messenger RNA from Paramecium tetraurelia, 1845 nucleotides. RefSeq lists its product as uncharacterized. Gene Ontology annotation, cellular component: autophagosome; cytoplasm. Gene Ontology annotation, molecular function: ATP binding; protein serine/threonine kinase activity. The record is from RefSeq and is a predicted model, not a curated record. Gene Ontology annotation, biological process: protein autophosphorylation; peptidyl-serine phosphorylation; autophagosome organization. The transcript is spliced from 5 exons. NCBI's taxonomy places the organism in Eukaryota, Ciliophora, Oligohymenophorea, Peniculida, Parameciidae.
AUGUUGCAGAAACAAUUAAAUAACUACAUAUAUGAGGAAAGAAACAUCGGAGGAGGGUAAUUCAGUGAAGUGUUUUUGGGAUUUGAAAUAUAUACUAAGGAGAAAGUAGCUAUCAAACAAAUCGACUGUUCACGAAUGCGAGAUUAAGUAAUGAUGCAGAUGAUGAAAAACGAGAUUGGGAUUCUUAAAAUAGUACCCAAGUAAUAAAACAUUCUGAAAUUUUAUGAUGUAUUUCAAAAUAAUUAACUUGUUUACAUAAUUACUGAGUAUUGCAAUCAAGGCGACUUAUAAUAGUUUAUUCGGAAGCAUCAAAUUACUGAAGAUUUAGCAAUUGAUUUAAUCACUCAUGUAUUGAAUGGACUUUAGCAUUGCAAGAAUAAUUAUAUAAUUCAUAGGGACAUUAAACCCGCAAAUAUAUUUAUGAGCAAUGGAAUUCCAAAAUUGGCAGAUUUUGGAUUUGCAUUAUGUAAAAAUGUUUAAAAUGGAGUUGAAAUACAAAAUUAUAAUGUAGGCACUCCUAUGUACAUGGCUCCAGAAACUCUGUUGAAUAAUCACUACAGUUUUAAGAGUGAUUUAUGGUCAGCUGGAGUAGUUUUGUAUGAAAUGGUAUUUGGAUAAUAGCCAUUUAGAUCGCAAACAGAGCCAGAACUAGUUUAAAAACUUAGAGUUUAUUAAUAGAAUGGAUUACUUUAUUAUCCAUUCUAAUGUUCUCGCUUUUUGGAUAUUCUGAUAUAGAAUAUGCUUCAAUGCGAUAAAUAAUUGAGAUGGUCAGUUGAAUAAUGUUUGGAUUAUUUGAGGCAGAGACCAUAACAAAGAAUGGUUACAAGCUAAAAAUAUAUUCCUCAAUAAUCACAACAUGUACGAAGUGUUACUCCAAUUUAAAUAGUUUAAUAAUAAUAAUAAUAAUAAUAAUAACCACAACAAUAAUAAUAAUAAUAGAAAUCAAUAUUACCCAUUUAAUAUUAACAACAAUUCAAAAUUCAAUAAUAUCCAAUCUAAGUUAAUACCAGUCAACAAUUAUCUCAACUUCCUAUGCAGAAACAAAUGAUUCCAUAACAAUAAUAUUUGCAUUUUUCAAAUCCCUCUCCCCAUUCCAGCAGAGAAAAUCAGCAACCAUUGAAUGCAAUAAAGAAAACUCAAGAAUCCUCUUAUUUACCAAUGAGAUUCCCAUCAGUUUAAAGAGAGAGAAAUACAACAUUAUAAGAUGAUUCACAACGUAGUAAUGUAGAACCUAAUUAACAAAAUCAAUAUAGUUAACAGUUUGGCAAUUUAAUGUAUAAAAUUGCUAAGCUCUUCAUCAAUACUUAAUAUUUUGAAUAAUUCAGUUUAGGUAAAAUGUAUACAAGAUCCGAAUGUAUGUUUUUGCAACUCAAAAUCUAAUUCUGCCUAUUGCAAUGUUGCAUCCAAAUAUUUUCACACUCUAAUCCUUGCUUACCUGAAUGUUAAGUCAAAUUAUUUAAUGUACGAUAAACAAUACUCUAAAUGCCAGAUUAAUAUAAAGAGGAUCCUAGAUUUAUGUCAUUAUUUAAUAACAAUUGGGUUUUGGAGAACAUUUUCGAAUAAAUGAGAGAAUAUAACUAUGCAGCUAUACAUUUAAUUAAUGAUUACUUGAAUAAAGAUUGCAGCAAUCCCUAGUUGAUUAUUAUCCUAGAUUAUUUGGUGAUUCUGCAAUAGCUUUUAAAACGCUUUGUUGCAUGUAAUACAUGGUUGGAAUUUGAUAAGAGAAACAAUAUUGCAGCUAUUGUACAGGCGCCUAUUAAUCCAAAUCCAAAUUAGCAUUAAUGGAUAAAAAUAAGUAAUAUAAUCCAGAGAGAUAUUGUUAAAUGAAGCAAAAUUUUUUUGUUC